UCUGGAACACGGAACUUGUUACUCGUCCAUCUCUAACACAAGGGGUAUAAGAGAUUCUCACUCCCCGCGGCCUAGGGUUUUAGAGCCGGUGCUGCAAACAGGGUCUCUCUCUCUCUCUCUAUCUCUCCAUAUACACAUACCUACACAUACAUCCCUCUCUCUCACGCGUUGGCCGACAAUAAUGGCGACCUCGACCGACGCUCAGGUCGUCAAGUCUCUCAACACUUCCUCCGGCCGCCGCCGUUUUGUGUUCAAGACCUUCUCUCAAAGAGUUGAGGAUAUCGAUAUUGAUGUUUAUCGGAGUCUUCAUCCUCUCGAUUCUGAGCCUUCUCCGGGUUCCACCUUUUUUAGGGAUUGUCUCGUCGAAUGGAGGGAACUAAAUACAGCAGAGGACUUCAUAUCAUUUUAUGAGGAAAUGUUACCGCUUGUACAAACUCUACCCCAGAUUAUAUUGCAGAAGAAAUUGAUUUUUUCAAAACUUCUGUCAAGACUGCAACUUAAAGCAAGACUGUCACUUGAGCCCAUACUCAGGAUGAUUGCAGCACUUUCUAGGGAUCUCGUGCAGGACUUUAUACCCUUUCUCCAAACAAUUGCUAAUUCUUUAGUAUCUCUUCUCAAGAGUGGUGCAGACAGGGAUCCAGAAAUAAUCGAGCAGAUAUUUACGUCCUGGUCAUAUAUUAUGAUGCAUCUGCAAAAGUUUCUUGUACGCGAUGUUGUUUUUGUUCUCAAAAUUACAGUGAAACUGAGGUAUUAUCCAAAAGAUUACAUUCAAGAAUUCAUGGCUGAAUCAGUAUCAUUCUUGUUGAGGAAUGCUCAAGAUAAGCAGCUUGGAAAAGGUAUACAAGAGGUUAUGCUUGAAGUUGUGAAGAAACCCUUAGAGAUGAGAACAUCUGGUGCUAGUGCCAUACUGUUCUAUAUAAUGAGAGGAACUUCAUCGAAUUUGCAUUCAAGGGCGAAGAAAGUAAUUAAGACAUUAUUGGACGAGUCAAUAUAUACCAUUGGUGAUGGAUUAUCUAAAGACUCGGGCAUCGCAGUCGAAGUUGUUAGUGCAACCUUUCAUAGACUAUGUGAAGUGUUGGAGCCUGCAGAGUUGGAAGUAGUUUGGGAUUCUAUGAAUGUUGAAAUAUGGGCAGCUCUCGGAAGCAUGAGUCAAUACUCAUUGCACCUCAGCUGUCUCUUGUCUGUGCUUGUAUCUACACUUCAAAGGAACUACAUAAGAAAACUUUCAGAUUACGAACCACUGUUGAAGCUAGUUGCCGUACUGAUGGAUACUUUUUUGGUCGAGGCGAAGGAACAAUCAUCUGAAAUUAUUGGUAAAAUUAUACAAUUAAUGCUAUGCAUUCUUGACGGUCUUCAUUCCACUUGCAAUAUGGUAGCCAUUGUCAGAGUGUCACAGGAAUGGGCUCCAGCAUUCGAAUCAAGGAACCCUAGUUUGUUGACAUUUAUCAAGCAGCUUCUGUCAAGAAAUAAGGGGCUUUUGCAUGCCUUUGGAGUCAAUAUAAUUAAGGCACUAAAUGAUUCAGUUGAAGCUUCUGAAGAAGAAGUUGUAUAUAUGUUACUUAUAUUCUUUGAUAAAUUGGAAGAGCUGUGCUCUAGUUUAUUACAUGGGACAUCCAGUGAAAGGCUCUCGAACGUCCUUAAUUUCUCUCAGAAAAUUAUCAGAAACUGGGUUGAGGCAGUUAAUGAUAAUUUACAUGGGAACCCGUCGUGUAUUCAGUUUCAGGAAAAUAAGCUGGCAAUGCUGUAUGGAGUUGUUAGGAGCUUCCCUUAUGUAAUCGAUGUCCAGUCAAAUACAACUUUGCUAAUGGACCUGGUAGAUGCACUUGAUCAGCUUCUUUUAACCGAUUCUGGGUACAUUGCAGGAUUUACUAAAAAUACUUGGACAAGCCUAAUUGGUUGCUGUUUGGCUUCAUAUAUCAAAUUACAUACUCUUCGCAAGUUAUGCUAUAAUGAAGAUUCAAUUGGCAAGUUCUUAAAUCUUGCAAAAAGAUACAAAAGUUCUUCUCAGGUUUUGUUGGCUGUAGCUGAUUUCUUGGACUCAAUAGACAAGUCAACCACUCUGGUACACGCCGAUUCAAGUAAACUCUCCCCGGAGUUGAGAUCUGAGAAGGCUGUAGAUGCACUGGCUGUAUUUGCUGAAAACUUGUGCCACCCAGACAAACAGAUUCGAGUCUCUACUUUGAGAAUAUUGUGCCACUAUGAAUCACUAGCAUCUGAUAAUAUUGCGAGAGAUCGUCCUGCCAAGAAAAUGAAAGUGGAUGAUUCUCAGACUCUUUGUGAGGGUGAACAUGAUAGUAAUGUUCUUCACCAUCUACGUUCCAUUGAAGAAACUUCUCUGUCAAUUACCAGUAGCAGACAGGUUAUAUUACAUAUAUCCAAAAUACAAAUGGAUCUCAUAGCUGCAAAGAUACUUGAACCAUACAUUCCAGUUCUUCUGUAUGGAACUAUUGGCAUAUUCCACAACCGAUUCAGCUACUUGUGGAAUCCGGCUAUUGAGUGUCUUGCUGAGCUGAUACGUCGUUAUGCUGGGAUUGUGUGGGAAAGAUAUAUCAAAUAUCUUGAUGGAUGUCAGUCUAUCUUUAUAACAUGUCAUGAUCAGUCGGGGAAAAGCAUUCUUGAUUCGUCUUGUGAAUCACAUGAUUUGAUUACUCACUUCAAAUCAUUUCUUUGUCCACAAUCUGAUGGGACGCCUUCUGGGACUAUCCUGCCCCUUCUGAUUCAGUCUCUGCAAAAAGUUAUUGACAUUUCAGAAGCUCGGACUCGUCAAAUUAUACCUUUGUUUCUAAAAUUUUUAGGCUACAAUUGUGAUAAUCUCGUGAGUGUACAAUCACAUGAGUCACAAAUUACCAUGGGAAAAGAAUGGAAGAUCAUUCUUGGGGAAUGGUUGAAUUUGUUGAAAAUGAUGCGGAGUCCAAAGUCUUUCUAUCUUGGUCAAUUUCUAAAGGAUGUUCUUGUAUACAGGCUCUUGGAUUCAAAUGAUGCUGAAUUGCAACUGAGGGUUCUCGAUUGUAUCAUUAACUGGAAAGAUGAAUUCUUACAGCCUUAUGCACAACACCUGAGAAAUCUUAUAAAUUCAAAACAAUUUAGGGAGGAACUUACUACGUGGAGUUUAUCCAGAGAAUCCCAUCUUAUUGAUGAACAACACAGAUCUCAAGUUGUACCUUUAGUGUUACGAGUUCUUAUACCAAAAGUUCGAAAUUCGAAGACACUUUCCUCCCGAAAGCAUGCGAGCAUGCAUCUACGGAAGGCAGUUCUUGGUUUCAUAGCUGAGCUAGACAUAAAAGAGCUUCCUCUCUUUUAUGCCUUGUUACUAAAACCUCUACAAAUUAUUUCACAUGGCAACAAUGUCAUUGAUGAGUGGUUGCGGAUUUCAUCUGAGUGUUCCGUUGUCGAGUUUGAUUCAAGCAGUAUACUGAAGCAAUUCACAGUGGCUAACAUAAGGGCCCUCCCUUGGAAAAAGAUAUAUGGUUUUCUAUACGUUGUUGAAGAUAUUUUUCAAGUUUUUGAUAUAUUUCAUAUAAAACCUUUCCUUGAUCUGCUGAUGGGAUGUGUUGUUCGAAUGCUGACAAGUUUCUCAUCAAGUCUUCUCUGCGCAAAGAGUGGUAUAUCUCAGGUUGAAAAUGAUUGUGUCCUUGAUGCGAGUGAAGAAGUUUCUGAAGCUGAAACACAAAGCACGACUUCCAGGGAUGUUGAACAGCUAAAAAGUCUGAGAUCUUUGUGCCUGAAAAUCCUUUCUUUUGUUCUCACUAAAUAUAGUGAUCAUGAUUUUCAUAGUGAUUUCUGGGACCUUUUUUUUGCCUCAGUGAAGCCUUUGAUUGACGGUUUCAAGCAAGAAGCCUCCAGCAGUGAGAAGCCCAGUGCACUUUUUUCUUGCUUUAUAGCAAUGAGCAGGAGCAGAAAACUUGUAUCACUCUUGAGUAGAGAGAAAAAUCUCCUGUCUGAUAUUUUUUCGAUUCUAACGGUCUCAACUGCAUCGGAAGCCAUUGUAUCUUGUGUUCUUAAGUUUGUUGAAAACUUGUUGAAACUUGAUGAGCAGGAAAGUGAUGAUAAUGCCAUUAAAACCAUAUUGCUUCCCAGCAUUGACACACUAGUAUGCAGCUUGCAUUGUCUUUUCACACGUACUAAGGGAGGAAAAAGGAAAUCUAUAAGAUGUCCUGGGGAACAAGAGCUCAAUGUAUUCAGGUUAUUAUCAAAAUAUAUAAAAGAUCCUUCAACAGCGGGGACAUUUGUUGAUGUACUGCUCCCGCUUCUGACGAAGAAACCCUGUAACACUGAUGAACUGGUUGAGAUUUUGCAUGUGAUACAACAUAUAGUGCAAGUAUCAGGGAGCGGAACUUCCUCAAAGAUUGUUAAUUCGAUUUCGCCAUUGCUUAUUUCUGCUGGUCCUGAUAUUCGGUUGUGUAUAUGUGAUCUCCUUGAAACAGUAUCUCACAAUGACCCUUCUACACUCACUGUGGCAAACCUUCUCCGUGAAUUGAAUGCAACCUCUACGUCAGAGAUUGGUGGUCUUGAUUAUGACACAAUUAUUGGUGCAUAUGAUAAGAUAAAUAUUGAAUUUUUCUUUGAUGUACCAGAGGAGCAUGCACUAGUCAUUUUGUCUCAUUUCGUACAUGACAUGUCUUCUGAAGAAUUGAUUUUGAGGCAAAGUGCAUACAGAUUACUGCUUUUGUUUGUUGAGUUUUGUGGCCGGAUUCUAGAUGAAGAGGCAAAGUCAGAGAAAGAAGGACGUUGGUCUAGUGCAUGCAUUCAACAAAUCAUCAACAAAUUCCUAUUAAAGCAUAUGGGGGAUGCGAUGAAUAAAGAAGCUGCUGUUCAGAAGGUUUGGAUUGACCUACUAAAAGAAAUGGUGUUAAGGCUAUCAAAGGUGCAAAUCUUGAAAUCAUAUCAGGCUCUAUGCAGCAAAGAUGCUGAACAGGAUUUUUUUAACAACAUCGUCCAUAUGCAGAAGCACCGACGAGCUAGAGCUUUAUCUAGAUUUAGCAGUGUGGUCAGUUCUGGUAAUCUGUCAGAGGUUAUUACAACAAAAGUGUUUGUUCCCCUCCUCUUCAAUACUUUAUUUAAUGUUCAAGAUGGGAAAGGAGAGCAUCUCAGAAGUGCAUCAAUAGAGGCUCUAGCAUCCAUAUCUGGUUGUAUGGACUGGAAAGCAUAUUAUGAAUUACUUAACAGAUGCUUUAAGGAAAUGACUUUAAAACCUGACAAGCAAAAAUUGUUGUUGCGGCUUAUAUCAUCUCUCCUUGACCACUUCCAUUUUCGGGAAACUAAUUCUAGCUUCGAGGUUAAAGAUUCAGUUUCUGGUGCACUUAUCACUCCUGUUGAGCUUUCUGAGAUACAAACAUGGCUUUACAAAAAGUUGCUUCCUAAGGUACAGAAGAUACUAAGAGCAGAUUCUGACAACGUCAACGUGAACAUUAAUCUGGUUGCUUUGAAAUUGUUAAAAUUGCUUCCUGCAGAAAUCAUGGAGUUGCAGCUUUCUAACAUUAUUCAUCGACUUUCGAACUUCUUAAAGAGUCGUUUGGAAAGCAUUCGUGAUGAGGCCAGAUCUGCUAUAACAGCCUGUUUAAAGGAAUUGGGUCUGGAAUACUUGCAAUUUAUUGUCAAAGUCCUGAGAGCCACGUUGAAAAGAGGAUUUGAAAUGCAUGUACUUGGUUACACUCUCAAUUUUGUCUUAUCACGGUGUCUUUCGGGUUCUGUUUGCGGGAAAAUAGAUUAUUGUUUGGAGGAACUUCUUUCCAUUGCAGAGAAUGAUAUUCUUGGUGAUGUUUCUGAUGAAAAAGAGGUGGAAAAGAUUGCUUCAAAAAUGAAAGAGACUAGGAAGAACAAGUCAUUUGAAACUUUAAAAUUGAUUGCCCAAAACAUCACGUUCAAAACUCAUGCCUUGAAACUGCUUUCACCUGUGACUGUUCAUUUUAAAAAGCCUCUAAAACCAAAAGAAAAAGUGAAGCUGGAAAUCAUGUUAAAACACAUAGCCGCUGGCAUUGAAUGCAAUCCAUCUGUAGAUCAGACUGAUGUUUUUAUCUUUACAUAUAGUCUCAUAGAAGAUGGAAUUAGCACUGAAAAUUGCAAAGGUGGAGUUUCUGCUACGGUGGAUGGAAGUAAUCAUAAUGAAGAGAAGGUAACUACCUCUAGGUUGUUACUCUAUGAUGACUCGAAAUGUUCACCUCUCAUUACAGUUUUUGCUCUCAGAAUUCUACAUGAUCACAUGAAAAAUGCAAAGCUUCACAAGAAAGAUGAAAAACUCUUGUCAAUGCUUGAUCCGUUUGUACGAUUAUUAGGCGACUGCUUGAGCUCUAAGUAUGAAGAUGUCAUAGCUGCUGCUCUUAGGUGUCUUUCGCAGCUGAUUCACUUGCCUUUGCCAUCUAUUGAAUCACAAGCAGAUAACAUAAAAUCUUCGCUCUUGGUUAUUGCUCAGGGAUCAGCUGAUGCAAACAGUCCUAUUAUGCAAUCUUGCAUAAGGUUGUUGACGGUACUUUUGAGAAGCACUAGUGUUACUCUUUCCUCGGAUCAUUUGCAUAUGUUGAUCCAGUUUCCAGUAUUUGUUGAACUUGAAAGAAAUCCAUCAGUUCUUGCCCUUUCACUAUUGAAGUCAAUAAUCAGCCGGAAGCUAGUAGUUCCAGAGAUAUAUAAAUUGGUUACUCAUGUUGCAGAAUUGAUAGUGACUAGCCAAGUGGAACCUAUUCGCAAGAAAAGUAGUCAAGUUCUUUUGCAAUUUUUACUUGACUAUAAAUUCUCGGAGAAAGGCUAUGAAGAGCAACUUUUUUUCUUGCUUAAAUAUUUAAGCUAUGAACAUUCCACUGGGAGGGAAGCGGCACUUGAGAUGCUUCAUGCUAUAAUAGUUAAGCUUCCAACACGGUUUGUAGAUCAGCAUUCCCGGAUUUUUCUUCUUUUUUUAGUGAAGUCUCUGGCAAAUGAUGAUGACAAAAAAGUUCGUUCCAUGGCUGGUGCUGCUAUAAAGCUUCUGAUUAACCGCGUGAGCUCACAUUGUCGUGAAUCGAUUAUUCAAUACUGUCUCACUUGGUAUGUGGGUGGAAAUUUACGUUUAUGGAGUACUGGAGCACAGGUCUUGGGGCUACUGGUGGAAGUUAAGACAGAAAGCUUUCAAAAGCAUUUAAAUUGUGUCUUGCCUGUGAUGAGACAUAUAUUUCAGUCUGCUAAUGAUGCUGUUAAAAACAAGGAGCUUAAUAUUUCUGAUGAGGCAAGAAUCCCUUUCUGGAAAGAGGCAUACUAUUCACUAGUUAUGCUGGAAAAGAUACUAAAUCAGUUUCCUGAGAUGUGCUUAGGAAGGGAUCUUGAGGAUGUAUGGGAGUUAAUAUGCGAGUUUCUUUUACAUCCACACAUGUGGCUGCGCAACAUAUCAAAUCGCCUCAUUGCAUUGUACUUCUCCACAGUCACUGAGGCCUGCCAGGACAAUCACGAAAAGUUAUUCAGAACCUUUUUCUUGAUGAGGCCAUGUCGACUUUUUCAUGUAGCAGUUUCCAUCUGCUGCCAGCUUAGAGCAUCACUUACUGAUGGCAUUGCCAAUGCCAUUAUUGAGCAGAAUCUUAUUUUUUCAAUUUGUGGUUUGCAUGCCUUGUUACAACAAGGUGAAUACGCAAACCUGAAAUAUUGGUCUGAUCUUGAGCAGCACGAGCAAGGCCUUCUUAUUAGAACUUUUCACAUGCUUGAUUCAAGAAAAGGUAGAAGCAUGUUUGCGUCUUUGACAUCUGGUAUUGAUGGAUUCGAUGGCAAUGAAAAAAGUGUGCAGGUUGGUGUAUUGCUUGUAUCUUAUUUGCUGAAAAGAUUAGGAAAGAUUGGACUUCAGAUGGAAGCUAUUCAGAUGAAGAUUGUGUUCAAUACUUUCAGAUCUGUGUCUCCAAAGAUCUUUGAUGCGAAUGAACAUUUAGGGAAAGUUGUGGAGGAAAACAAUCAAAAUUAUGCAUAUCACAUUCUUCUUCCCUUGUACAAGGUUUGUGAGGGAUUUGCCGGAAAAGUUAUCCCAGAGGAUGUAAAGCAACUGGCUCAAGAAGUAUGCGAGAGUAUACAAAGCACUAUGGGGACACAUAAUUUUGUGCAGGUGUAUAGCCAGGUCAGGAAACAGCUCAAGGCAAAGAGGGACAAAAGAAAACAAGAAGAAAAACUUAUGGCAGUGGUUAAUCCAAUGCGGAAUGCCAAAAGGAAGUUGAGAGUGGCAGCCAAACAUCGCGCCAACAAGAAAAGGAAAGUAAUGACUUUAAGGAUGGGAAGGUGGAAGAAGUAAAAACAAGGGAAGGUAAAUGACUUUGGAGAUGGAACUAGGAAGAUGUACUGCACUUGAUACAGUUGUGCAAAUUUUGGUACUAUAUGUAAUAUCCUGAAUUAUUAGUGCAAGAUAUUACUGAUGAUAUGAGGCUUUCACAUGGAUUUAUCAUUGAGUUCCUUUUUCAGUAAUUUUAAAUUUAUAAAUAACUAUGUAAAUUGUUUUUACGAGUUUAAACAAUGGAGGAGCACAUAAGAUUUCUCUUUUGUUA
Molecule: messenger RNA, 8483 nt
Organism: Daucus carota subsp. sativus
Lineage: Eukaryota; Viridiplantae; Streptophyta; Magnoliopsida; Apiales; Apiaceae
Exons: 31
Coding region: 182-8233 (2683 amino acids)
Cellular component (GO): small-subunit processome; 90S preribosome; nucleolus
Source: RefSeq, a predicted model, not a curated record